This is a messenger RNA of Scophthalmus maximus (turbot), 1969 nucleotides long. RefSeq names its product trichohyalin-like. The record is from RefSeq and is a predicted model, not a curated record. Lineage: Eukaryota; Metazoa; Chordata; Actinopteri; Pleuronectiformes; Scophthalmidae. The transcript has a single exon. The annotation marks the transcript as partial.
AAGAGAAGAGAAGAGAAGAGAAGAGAAGAGAAGAGAAGAGACGAGAAGAGAAGAGACGAGAAGAGACGAGAAGAGAAGAGAAGAGAAGAGAAGAGACGAGAAGAGACCAGAGAAGAGAAGAGAAGAGACCAGAGAAGAGAAGAGAAGAGAAGAGAAGAGAAGAGAAGAGACGAGAAGAGAAGAGAAGAGAAGAGAAGAGAAGAGACGAGAAGAGACCAGAAGAGACCAGAGAAGAGACGAGAAGAGAAGAGAAGAGAAGAGAAGAGAAGAGACGAGAAGAGAAGAGAAGAGAAGAGAAGAGAAGAGACGAGAAGAGAAGAGACGAGAAGAGAAGAGACGAGAAGAGAAGAGACGAGAAGAGAAGAGACGAGAAGAGACCAGAAGAGACCAGAGAAGAGACGAGAAGAGAAGAGAAGAGAAGAGAAGAGAAGAGAAGAGAAGAGAAGAGACGAGAAGAGAAGAGAAGAGAAGAGAAGAGAAGAGACGAGAAGAGAAGAGACGAGAAGAGAAGAGACGAGAAGAGAAGAGAAGAGAAGAGAAGAGACGAGACGAGACGAGAAGAGAAGAGAAGAGAAGAGACGAGAAGAGACGAGAAGAGACCAGAAGAGACCAGAGAAGAGACGAGAAGAGAAGAGAAGAGAAGAGAAGAGACGAGAAGAGAAGAGACGAGAAGAGAAGAGACGAGAAGAGAAGAGACGAGAAGAGAAGAGAAGAGACCAGAGAAGAGACGAGAAGAGACCAGAGAAGAGAAGAGAAGAGAAGAGAAGAGAAGAGAAGAGACGAGAAGAGAAGAGACGAGAAGAGAAGAGACGAGAAGAGAAGAGAAGAGAAGAGACGAGAAGAGACGAGAAGAGAAGAGAAGAGACGAGAAGAGACGAGAAGAGAAGAGAAGAGACGAGAAGAGACGAGAAGAGACGAGAAGAGAAGAGAAGAGACGAGAAGAGACCAGAGAAGAGACGAGAAGAGACCAGAGAAGAGACGAGAAGAGACGAGAAGAGAAGAGAAGAGACGAGAAGAGAAGAGAAGAGAAGAGAAGAGAAGAGACGAGAAGAGAAGAGAAGAGAAGAGAAGAGACGAGAAGAGAAGAGAAGAGAAGAGAAGAGAAGAGAAGAGAAGAGAAGAGACGAGAAGAGAAGAGACCAGAGAAGAGACGAGAAGAGACGAGAAGAGACCAGAGAAGAGACGAGAAGAGACCAGAGAAGAGACGAGAAGAGACGAGAAGAGACGAGAAGAGACCAGAGAAGAGACGAGAAGAGACCAGAGAAGAGACGAGACGAGACGAGAAGAGACGAGAAGAGACGAGAAGAGACGAGAAGAGAAGAGACGAGAAGAGAAGAGAAGAGACGAGAAGAGAAGAGACGAGAAGAGAAGAGAAGAGAAGAGAAGAGACGAGAAGAGAAGAGAAGAGAAGAGACGAGAAGAGAAGAGAAGAGAAGAGAAGAGAAGAGACCAGAGAAGAGACGAGAAGAGACCAGAGAAGAGAAGAGAAGAGAAGAGAAGAGACGAGACGAGACGAGACGAGAAGAGAAGAGACGAGAAGAGAAGAGACGAGAAGAGAAGAGAAGAGAAGAGAAGAGAAGAGAAGAGAAGAGAAGAGAAGAGACGAGAAGAGACGAGAAGAGAAGAGAAGAGAAGAGAAGAGACGAGAAGAGAAGAGAAGAGACGAGACGAGACGAGACGAGACGAGACGAGAAGAGAAGGACGAGGGUCUUUUGUGUGAGAAUAAUCCUGAACACAUUGUUGAGUCGAGGCCUGAUGGAAGCAGAGAGAUGGGGAAGGUGUUAGCGUAGCACGUUAGCCUGGGAGCAGUAAGUGAUUCAGUACAGAAAAACCUCCAACAACAGAUUCCCUGGACCUGGGCCUGGACCUGGACCUGGGCCUGGGCCUGGGCCUGGACCCGGGCCUGGGCCUGGACCCGGACCUGGGCCUGGACCUGGGCCUGGACCUGGACCUGGACCUGGGCCUGGAC